Messenger RNA from Drosophila eugracilis, 2771 nucleotides. RefSeq names its product MAGUK p55 subfamily member 6 (gene vari). Gene Ontology annotation, molecular function: protein binding. Gene Ontology annotation, cellular component: plasma membrane; cell-cell junction. The coding region runs from base 269 to 2179 and encodes 636 amino acids. The record is from RefSeq and is a predicted model, not a curated record. The transcript is spliced from 10 exons. Lineage: Eukaryota; Metazoa; Arthropoda; Insecta; Diptera; Drosophilidae.
CAAACAAGUCGGUUGUUUUCUUUCGCUGGUUGAGGUGUAAAUUCCUCUCGCGCAUGGUUGUUUUUGUUGUUUGCGUGGCGUUGUGUUUAUAACAAUAACAACAAGUGAUUAUUAUAACUUAAAGACAAAUUGUUUUCAAGUGGCUAAGCAUAUGGCUAAAACAUAAGGAUUAAACCCCUUUCCUUGGCCUGAAAUACGAUACUUCUUUGGCUCCUUCGUGGCACUUAAUUUUCGGUUAUUAUUUUGGCCAACUCCCAGUGCUUCCAAAAUGGUUCGAUGGAGCGCGCGGUCGCGGCGUCAAGCUCGCCAGGAUAAAGUAGAGCUCUUGGCCAGCAACAACAAAAUGAAUGGCGAGGACGAUACGUCCGAUAACGCCGCCUUCCGCAACUCGACGGACCUCUCCGACCACGACGAGAUCUUCCUCAAGGGUCUGUUGCGUAGCAAUCCCAAUACGCCCCACAAGGAACUGAUGCUGAAUCCGACCGAGCCGCAGCCAGUGCCAUUAUUCCUGCCCGCUCAUCUGAAUAACAAGCCGAUCUGCGACGAUAUUAUCCGCAAGUUCUCACCCUCGAGGCGUCUGGAGUCGCGAGAGCUCGCCAAGCUUCUCGCCCAGCCACAUUUUCGUGCCCUUCUGCGCGCCCAUGAUGAAAUAGGAGCGCUCUACGAGCAACGACUGAAAGCUGCCGGUGGAUCCACCACCCAAUUAGAGAUCGCCAGCCAACGCCAAUCGGGUGGCUACCUGUUCACCGAGGACAUUCUCAGCACCAAGAUGCCAGUGGAGACCAUCAAGAUGGUGGGUCUGCGCCGAGAUCCCAGCAAACCCCUUGGCCUGACCGUGGAACUGGAUGAAUUCAAGCAACUGGUAGUGGCCAGAAUUCUGGCAGGCGGAGUGAUCGACAAACAGAGCAUGUUGCAUGUGGGCGAUGUCAUUCUGGAGGUCAAUGGCACUCCAGUUCGUACGCCCGAUGAGCUGCAAGUGGAGGUAUCGCGGGCCAAGGAGAAUCUCACUUUGAAGAUCGGACCCAAUGUGGAUGAGGAGAUCAAGAGCGGUCGCUAUACUGUGAGUGGGGGUCAGGUAAAACAGAAUGGCAUCGCGGGUCUCGAGACGGGCAAGAAACUAACGUGCUAUAUGCGAGCGCUUUUCACAUACACGCCCUCGGAGGAUUCUUUGCUGCCAUGCAGGGACAUUGGAUUGCCCUUUAAAUCAGGGGAUAUUUUGCAGAUCAUCAAUGUCAAAGACCCCAACUGGUGGCAGGCGAAGAACAUCACUGCCGAGUCCGAAAAAAUUGGUCUUAUACCAUCCCAAGAAUUGGAGGAGAGACGCAAAGCUUUUGUGGCUCCCGAGGCGGAUUAUGUUCACAAAAUUGGCAUUUGUGGAACAAGGAUCUCGAAGCGAAAGCGAAAGACCAUGUACCGAUCGGUGGCCAAUUGUGAGUUCGACAAGGCGGAACUGCUGCUUUAUGAGGAGGUCACGCGGAUGCCUCCGUUCCGCAGGAAAACCUUGGUUCUCAUUGGUGUUUCCGGAGUGGGAAGACGUACGCUAAAGAAUCGUCUUAUUAACAGCGAUGUGGACAAAUUUGGAGCAGUUAUUCCUCAUACCAGUCGUCCCAAGCGCGCCUUGGAGGAGAAUGGAACGAGCUAUUGGUUCAUGGAUCGCGAGGAGAUGGAUGAGGCCGUUAGGAAUAACGAAUUCUUGGAGUAUGGCGAGCACAAUGGCAAUCUGUAUGGCACCCAUUUGCAGUCCAUCAAGGAUGUGAUCAAUAGUGGACGCAUGUGCAUCCUGGAUUGUGCACCAAAUGCUCUGAAGAUCCUGCAUAACAGCCAGGAACUGAUGCCAUUCGUUAUCUUUGUGGCAGCACCGGGCAUGGAACAGCUCAAGACCAUCUAUGCGGAUCGCAGGGCCACGGGCUCCAAUAGAAAUCUAUCCUUUGAUCGUCAGAGUUCCAUUCGAUUCAGCUCCAGACGCGCCCGUACGCUCGAGUCCCUAGCAUCGUUGUAUGAGGAUGACGAUCUGGUAGCCACCGUUGAGGAGAGCAGCUUUGUUCAGCGGAAAUACGAGAAAUACUUCGACAUGGUUAUAGUGAACGAGGACUUUGAUGAGACGUUCCGUCAGGUGGUGGAAACUCUGGAUCAGAUGAGCCACGAGGAGCAGUGGGUGCCUGUCAACUGGAUCUACUAAAAAUGAAACGCUAACCAUCAUAAGCUAUUUGCAAUUUCGCCUUCUUGCAUAUGCAGAAAAUAUAUACAACAGAUACCUAUUGCCUAUCAUCACAAUAAAAGGGAUUGUUCCAGUAAUUGAAGCUUCAAAUCGCGGUAGCCCACUACAAAUCUUUAUAAAAAAAGCACUAAAAUACCAUUUUCAAUACUAGUUCUUAUUGAUAAAAUAUUUAUAUCUGUUGUUUCUCAAAUCAAUUACUGUUAUCAGUCUCUUUAAAUAUCAAUUAUGUAUAUAUGCAAUUUUUUGUAUAAUUUGAAAUGCGCCCUCCGUUUACAAUUCAGUUUUCCUUAAGUCUAAGCCUAAUUUUACGAAACGAAUUCGUCCAUUUUGCAAUCUCUUAUUGUUUUAUUUAUACGAACAUAAAUGAUUUAUGUUGAUACAUAUCUCCUCGGUUUAUAAUUUUAACGAAUCUCCUCAGUACAACAAUCCUUUCUGCCAAUAUUUCUUGUAGUUUUUAGACUUGUUUGAAUAAAAUGUAUAAGUUUAACGAACUAGUUGAAUAUUGAUGUGGAGUAAAAUAAAUAAAAUACGAAUAAAUUUGGCUCAAAGAAAA